Ailuropoda melanoleuca (giant panda) is the source of this 2288-nucleotide messenger RNA. It is a transcript of the gene GCK, whose product is annotated as glucokinase. Lineage: Eukaryota; Metazoa; Chordata; Mammalia; Carnivora; Ursidae. The record is from RefSeq and is a predicted model, not a curated record. Gene Ontology annotation, biological process: glucose metabolic process; glycolytic process; regulation of insulin secretion. The transcript is spliced from 10 exons. The coding region runs from base 1 to 1401 and encodes 466 amino acids. Gene Ontology annotation, cellular component: mitochondrion; cytosol. Gene Ontology annotation, molecular function: fructokinase activity; ATP binding; mannokinase activity.
AUGGCAAUGACUGCCACAAGAAUCCAGGCCCAGCCAGCCUCGAAUCUGGCGGAGCAGAUCCUGGCGGACUUCCAGCUGCAGGAGGCUGACCUGAAGAAGGUGAUGCGGCGGAUGCAGAAGGAGAUGGCGCGGGGCCUGCGGCUGGAGACCCACGAGGAGGCCAGCGUGAAGAUGCUGCCCACCUACGUCCGCUCCACCCCGGAGGGCUCAGAAGUCGGGGACUUCCUCUCCCUGGACCUGGGCGGCACCAACUUCAGGGUGAUGCUGGUGAAGGUGGGGGAGGGCGAGGAGGGGCAGUGGAGUGUGACAACCAAGCAUCAGAUGUACUCCAUCCCCGAGGACGCCAUGACUGGCACCGCUGAGAUGCUCUUCGACUACAUCUCCGAGUGCAUCUCCGACUUCCUGGACAAGCACCAGAUGAAGCACAAGAAACUGCCCUUGGGCUUCACCUUCUCCUUCCCCGUGAGGCAUGAAGACAUCGACAAGGGCAUCCUCCUCAACUGGACCAAGGGCUUCAAGGCCUCGGGAGCAGAAGGGAACAACAUCGUGGGGCUCCUCCGUGACGCCAUCAAACGGAGAGGGGACUUUGAAAUGGACGUGGUAGCAAUGGUGAAUGACACGGUGGCCACGAUGAUCUCCUGCUACUACGAAGACCGCCGGUGUGAGGUUGGCAUGAUUGUGGGCACGGGCUGUAACGCCUGCUACAUGGAGGAAAUGCAGAACGUGGAGCUCGUGGAAGGGGACGAGGGCCGCAUGUGCGUCAACACUGAGUGGGGCGCCUUUGGGGACUCUGGAGAGCUGGACGAGUUCCUGCUGGAGUAUGACCGCGUGGUGGACGAGAACUCCCUGAACCCCGGCCAGCAGCUGUACGAGAAGCUCAUCGGCGGCAAGUACAUGGGCGAGCUGGUGCGGCUCGUGCUGUUAAAACUCGUGGAUGAAAACCUGCUUUUCCGCGGGGAGGCCUCGGAACAGCUGCGCACGCGCGGCGCCUUCGAGACGCGCUUCGUGUCGCAGGUGGAGAGUGACUCGGGCGACCGCAAGCAGAUCUACAACAUCCUGAGCACGCUGGGGCUGAGGCCCUCGGCCACCGACUGCGACAUCGUGCGCCGCGCCUGCGAGAGCGUGUCCACGCGCGCUGCGCACAUGUGCGCCGCGGGGCUGGCGGGCGUCAUCAACCGCAUGCGCGAGAGCCGCAGCGAGGACGUGAUGCGCAUCACCGUGGGCGUGGACGGCUCGGUGUACAAGCUGCACCCCAGCUUCAAGGAGAGGUUCCACGCCAGCGUACGCAGGCUGACGCCCAGUUGCGAGAUCACAUUCAUCGCGUCGGAGGAGGGCAGUGGCCGGGGCGCGGCCCUGAUCUCCGCGGUGGCCUGCAAGAAGGCCUGCAUGCUGGGCCAGUGACAGCGGAGGCCGCCAGGCAAGGAGGAGGCAGUGGCUCGCUGGACCUGGGCCCCAGGGGACUGGCUCCCCACAGGUGCCCCCAGCCUCGCCCAGGAAAGAGGUCUCUCUUUGUAAGGACCCUGGACGCCUCCCAUCCCCACUGCUACCCUGAAAGAUGGGGAAAGGCCCGUGGGGGAUUUCGGGGCCACCAGCAGACCUCUUCUCUUAGAGGUGGUUGGUGGGACAGCCCAAGGCCCUGACUGGUUUGGGGGCUCAGGUGAGCAGGCAUGGAGACCCCCGAAGUCCCUCACCUGUCUCGCUGGAAUCAAGGACCCAGAAGGGAGUUGCUCACUCAGGACUUUGCUGCAUUUCUGCACUGCCUCCUCUUGGAGCCUUUGGCCUGACUCAGCCUUGCCUGGGCCCUGCUCUGGGAGGGUGCUGUACUCUGGACCGUCCUCCUGCCUGGGAACUCAACCCACUGGGGAGGCAGCCCUGCUGACCUGGCCAGACCUAGACUGGGGUUCUUGCCUGGCGGGGACCGGGAAAUGGGAGAGGACCACCUCCACGGUGGACGCUGCUUGGACCCUGAGACCUGGCGAUGGUGGCUUUUCUGCUCUCCUGUCACCAUCCAUAAGUGGUUUGUGGUUCUGGAAUGGACCCUCCCAGGUGGUGCAAGACACAGAGCCCCAGAGCCCCUCCCUGCCCAGAGGGACACGGGAUGAGGAGGACCCCCCCCCACACACACCCCCAGGCAGGCCUGGGAGCACCUCCGUGGUCGAGUCCUCAGCUCCCACAGGGCUGGCCUGGAAAGAGACGUCAGCACUCAGCACCCAAGGGACCACCCGGGCCUCUCUCUUCUCACCAGACCUCCAUGUGCCACACCAACCUCUCAUGCCCAACCUGGGACU